This is a messenger RNA of Effrenium voratum, 1626 nucleotides long. The record is from the annotation of a GenBank genome assembly. NCBI's taxonomy places the organism in Eukaryota, Dinophyceae, Suessiales, Symbiodiniaceae.
GCAGAUUGGAACAGCAGCGCCCCCGGAACACAUGCACAGCUUUGCCUGGAAAUCCGCCUUGGCUUUGACUCCUCGCCAUGGCGCGGCAAUGGAUCCUCGCCCUCUUGCAGGUCUUGGGCGUGAGAGCUUGGUCGAACUGCAGCGACUUUGGGCUCCCCCCCUACUACUACUCCUGCGCCUCUGAGGGCGCGCCCUUGCGCUGCUGCGAUGGCCGCUACCAGGCCUCCUUCCACUCCAUGUGCACUCUGCCGGCGCUGUUCCGGGCGCCCAUCUGCGAGGAGGUGGGGCCCACAGCCGCGCCGGAAGCUUCGGAGCUGGGGGCAGUGCCCCUGACGCGCUGGCCCAUGCUCAUGGCCCACGACGCGGCCACGGGGUACCUGGACAGCCCCUUGAGCCCGGUGGUGCCCUGGGCGCGCACGCAGCCGAAAGACCCGAGCGCCGCCUUCACCACGCAACUGAACUGCGGGGCCCGCGCCUUGGACUUCCGCGGCCACGUCAGCGCCUCCGGCCACUUGAUGUUCCACCACGGGGAUGUGGAGGUGACGCGAGAUGCCGCCGCGGCGGUGGGGGAGAUCGUGCGCUGGGCCGCCCAGCACCCCGCGGUGGAGGACCUGGUGCUGCUCUACAGCUGGGACUGCACGGGUGAUGGCUGCGAUCAGAAGAUGGCCGAGGUCUUCGCGAAAGAGAACAUCACGGUGAUCUCUGACUGCCAGCAGCUGGGCCGGCUCUCCCUGGAGGAGGCAGCACGCCUGGCGCGGCUGCCGGGAGGUGGCCAAGUUCUGGUGAUCACUGACUGCGUCCAAUCGGACUACGACGAAGCCCUGGCCUGCUCCGGCUUUGACGGCCCCUCUGCCGAAGCCGCGCUGGCGGCGCUGCCCGGCUGCGGGGACCUCGGCGGCUUCGAGGCGCAGCGGCGCUGCGGCGAGGCGCUGAGAGGACGCCUGGGCCAAGGCCGGCGGCUCAGGAGCCAGGUGCUGGGCUACUACCAGUGCUGGCAAGGGGCCACGAACGCCGACUUUGCGGUGAAGCGGCUCAUGGACUAUCUGGUGAACGUCUCGUCCACCGAUCCGAAGGACAGCUUUGUGGAGCUGCAGGCGCUGUGGCAGGAGACCCCCAAGUCCGUGGCGAUCGGCGUGGCGCACCUCAGCUCCUUGAUCAAAGAUGAGGAGAAGAGUGGGCUCAACGCCAUGAUGGUCGAGAAGAUCAAGGAGGGCGUCUUCAAGCACAUCAACUUCUUUGAGGUGAACAACGUCUGCGACCAUGGCUUGGAGCUGCAGGCUGCCCUGCGGCAGCAUGCGCGGAAGCAGCUGCAGCUGAUCAUUUGAGCGCUCCGUCUCUUUCCUCAUGAGGAUGGCUUUUAGGGGGUAAAGAGGGGUCGAAGUACCUCCUUAGAAGGUACUUGGAAAUUUUGGGUUUCACGCGACUUGCCUUUUUUUGUCCGCCUGCUUGGGGCGGGGCGAGUCAGUGAAUGGCAUUCCCUUUAAGAGGGAGUUGACGGAGAGGACACAACUCGAAUUGCUUCUGGGCAUCUCUGUUUGGCGCGUGUUCUGUACUCUGGCCUCUGAAGAGGAAGAGCGCCCGUUUGAAAAGACGCCGCAUCGCGUUCUUACUCUCGCGCGAGGAAUU